CCCUCUCACUUCUCUCCCUCUCUCAUUUUUGUGGAGUUCAAAGAAGCUCAGAAAGCACAUCACAGAGGAGACAGAGCAGGGGGCGACCUGACCAAUUUUAGAACACACAAAGAAGAGAUCAAGGGAGGAAGGAAGGGAAAAAAUGGUGAGCAAAAUGAACAUGCUUGUGUUGAUGGUGUUCCUAGGAGCCUCGAUCCGGUGUUGCAGCGCUCAGACGACGCAUGUGGUCGGCGAUUCGCUCGGGUGGGUCGUCCCGCCCGGCGGUGCGAUAGCCUACUCCACUUGGGCCGCCAACGAGACCUUCGUCGUGGGCGACACUCUCGUUUUCAAUUUCACGACCCAAGAACACGAUGUGGCCAAGGUGACAAAGGCAGCAUUCGACAGCUGCGACUCCACGAGCCCCAUCUCGCUCCAGACUGACGGGCCGGCGAGCAUCGCCCUCAACCAAUCCGGCGAGCACUUCUUCAUCUGCACAAUCGGCCAACACUGCAGCCGUGGCCAAAAGCUUGGGAUUAACGUGAGCACUGCCUCGGCUCCAGCCCCGGCCCCAACAACUACACCACCACCACCACCGGCUGCUUCUGCACCAGCACCAGCAACCACCCCGACAAGGUCACCGGUGACUUACACUGUGGGUGAAAAUGUUGGAUGGAAUGUGCUUGCCAACACCACUCAGGCCUAUGAGCUCUGGGCUGCCAACAAGACCUUCAUGGUUGGUGACAUUUUAGUGUUUAACUUUGUCAACGGAACACAAAACGUCGCCGAGAUUACCAAAUCAGCAUUCGACUCCUGCAACACCACCUCCCCUAUCUCUGUCUCCACGGUCCCGCCAGUCAGAAUCACCCUUACCACCCUCGGCGAGCACUUCUACACAUCCACCUACCCAAACCGCUGCUCCCUCGGCCAGAAGCUCGCCAUCAACGUUACCGGCAGCUCCGCCACAACUCCAUCACCGUCUCCCACUACCACCCCAUCGUCACCGUCCCCAGCCUCCACCCCCACCCCAUCGUCGCCAUCCCCCGCUACCCCUCCGUCGUCCACCGCCACACCGCCCUCCACCUCUACUAGUCCUCCUCCACCUACUACCACCACCACACCUCCAACAACCUCCACCACCCCUCCUCCGCCGGGGAAUUCCGCCGCCUCUUUGAGCGUCACUGGCUUGUUUUCAGGGAUUCUAUCGAUUGCCGUAGUGUUGUUGUACUAGAUUAACUAAGUGAUCUAUUUCCUACCUUUCUUUACACGGUUGUUAUGACUCGUUUUCGUGAGUUGCUUUUCUGGAAUUGAGACACUUACUUAUUGAUUGUGAUUGAUUUUAUACAAUAAAAUCUUUUUUUUU
Molecule: messenger RNA, 1339 nt
Organism: Syzygium oleosum
Lineage: Eukaryota; Viridiplantae; Streptophyta; Magnoliopsida; Myrtales; Myrtaceae
Product: uclacyanin 1-like
Exons: 3
Coding region: 143-1207 (354 amino acids)
Cellular component (GO): plasma membrane
Molecular function (GO): electron transfer activity
Source: RefSeq, a predicted model, not a curated record